GCCCCGGGCCGCUGCCCCGGCCCCCGGGGCCCCUCCCGGCCCGGGCUGGGGGGGCCGUGCCCGCCCCACAGAGUGCCCCAAGCCGGCAGGAGCGGUCCUGCUCGUGGGCCUUCCGUUGCUUUUAUUGCCGUCACCUCCCCACAGCCGCCCUCCGUGUGUGCCCCGCCGCGAGGCGGUCGGGGCCCGGCUGUGCUGCCCCGGCGCUCUGUGGGCUGUCCUGGGGGGCAGUCGGGUGUUAGCUCGGGAAAGCAGAGCCGGCUGUGUCGGUGCUGGUUAAAUGAACGUUAAAUUAAUACAAAACUGUUCUCAGAGCAGCAUUCUGAUAGCAGAGCCCCUGCGCUUCUCCCAGAGUCUGAGAACGCUGAGACUGCACCGCUGGGAGACCAGCACUGCGCUUCUCCAGCGGGGUUAUCUUCCUUCAGCACUUACUAGCGCCCAGAGCAGGCGGUUUGCGUUCAAAUGCCCAUUUUCAGCGCUGCAGGGAGUUUUAGAGCAUGAAGCAGAACAGCCUCAAGUUUCAGAUGUUCCUCAAUCAAAACAAGAUCCUGAAUCAAAACAAGAAUCAGUGAGUGCAGUUCAAGUGCCUUUGGAAGCAGCUAUUCCUAUGGAACAACUUUUUUCUGCCCCUGCAGCCCAAUAUCUGCUUCCCAUACUCGGGGAAGCUCCCCCUGGAGAACCCCCUGAUCCAAAAAAAUGCUCUCCUCGAGAAUAUUUGGAGUUUUACAUCUUCCCAGUGGUCUUACCAGGACUGGCUGCACUUCUGCAUGAGACAGAGAAGGAGAAGUGUUUUGAGGGAAAAAGAACCACAUUUAUUCCCUCUGAUUUCCUAACUGAGUGGUUAUACAACAAUAAUCCAAAGAGGAAGGAUGAGUCAUUCACGGAAUUGUUUUCCAUUCCUUUUGUUAAGGACUGGUUAAAGGACCAUCCUAGACCACCAGUUCCUUUAUCUCUGCUUCUAUCAGAAGAAGAAGCAAGCAUACUAAUUCAGUCCUUCUGGAGAGGUUAUCGGGUUCGUUGUGACAGUGAAAUACAAGAGCUACGUCAGUGGCAAAAGAAGCUGAGAGAGGAGAGGCACAUUCAUGAGGUAGUGAAAAAAUUCUGGGCUAAACAGGAAGCCAAAGUGGGAAGCAAAUCAGAAGAGCUGGACUAACGUACACAAAAUCCUUCAACAUCUCAAUUUUAGCUUCCUCACUAAAAUUGCAAAGCACAGAGCUCAUGGACUUUGUGAUACUGAUUUAGAAACACUUUUAGCAUUAAAGUUUUAUAUGUGAAGUAUUGUAAAUCAAAGGCAGGUUAUGUAAGGACCCAGCAUGCCGAGACAAAAUUCAGUCUUAGUCUAAGUGAGCACAAUUCUGUUAAAACAGAUGGAAUGGGGCACAUCUAGCCAAAAAUGUUGAAUCUGUGUUUAUCUUGUGUUCCUGAAUGCUCACUUAAAACCUUUUCUGACAGGAACAAAACUCUGGGUGAAAUUAAAUGUGGUUCUACCCAUACGUAGGCAAGUGUUAAAUCUUCAUUUAUCAUAAACUGGACUUCUCUGACUCCUGCAGAGCUACAACAAUUUGCACAAAUCCAGGCUAUGUUCAGAAUGGUCUAAUUUGCAGAAACACUGUGCCCCUGCCAUUCCAAUGGAAGGCAAUGAGAGCUGGGGCUGCUCUGCAUUUCUGCAGGGGAGAAAAGUCAAAGGCCCUUUUGUUACCACUUAGCACAUGUGCUGAGAAAGUGUAGAAUUAAGAUCCCAGUGUCAGCAUUUUCAGCAAUCUUAUGCAGGCUACUUACUUAUAUCAGGUCCAAGCACAGUAAAAAUCAGAUUGGGCCCCUUGCUAAGGAACCCUUGUUAUUUUUUAACUUACCCCUGUCAAGAACAGUUCUAUUUAUGCCUUUAUAAUUUCACAAUUAGAGAAGAUAGUAGCAGAACUAGAAAUAAUUCCAUGUAAGUCAAAGGUGUAGCUGUUUUGACUAAUAAAACAUGGGUGGUCUCUAGCAUUUGCUGUGGUUCCACAUGGAUUUCUUCCUUCACUUGCACAGACUUUGUCUUCACUGUUACGCCAGUACCCACCCCUUGGGUUUUUUUCUUGGUUGGUGAUGAUUGUUCUUGCACCAGAUCUGGAAAAUCAAACAAUUUGAAGAAAAAACUCUCAUUCUGCACUCUUCAAGCCCAGCUGAAUUCUUCAGUCCCGUUCUUUUCACAAGCACAAGCAAUUGAACCAGAACAGGAAACUGCUGAGCCAACAGGGGAAAAAAAAAUAUCCCUUUUGUGUUAAGAGUUUGGCUGCUGAACUCCUUGAGUGGCUCACCAUGGGUUUGAGAGGUGCCAGAGCUGAGGGUAAGUGUGGGAAUGUGGCCAAAGGUGCAGGAAUGUGCUUUAGGAGCCCUUUUCUUCAGUUUAACUUUGCUUACAUUGAGGAACUGCACCAGGGGCAAUCCUGUCUGUGGCAGUGGUCACUGCAAUGGAAAAAAUCUGUGUGGAUUUUAAAACCAAGUGGACACAAACAUUGUAAGUAAAUAGUAAAGCCUUUAUUCUCGUUAAGAACAGCAUUUUGAAAAUAAAACAUUUGCCCAUGCUUUACAACCUUUGUAGUUUUGUAUACUUAUGUACAGUCAUCAUGGUACACAUUGAUUGUCUUGAAAAUCCUUUAAAGAUGUCCUUAAUAAGAUACCAGUAUGCAACAAUCAGCGGAAAAAAGGGUACGUUAUAAAACACACGUUAAUACAUUUAAUAAAUACAUAUUAUCUAUCAAAAAUGAGCUUUUGCUCUCAUCAAUUAAUAAAAAGCACCUGCUUUGUAAUCCUGUAAGUUGGUAGAAUAAUCCAAUUGUUUUAUUAUAAAAGCUACAAUGCUCCCUUUUGUAUGGCCUUUGGUUAGACCCAAGGCAUCGAGCUCAAACAAAGCCAACCAAGAUGCCUGUGUUUAGACUAAAAGCAGACACAGCUAAUUCUAUAGUAUUUCAUGUACCUUGUUUAUAGAAACAGCUGGAUGUGUUGAGAGUGUUCUUCUGAAGAUGCUACAUAUUUCCUGGCAAGUGUCAAACACCCUCAACCCAUCUGAAAGCGGGACACGAUCUGUAGGACUUGGAACUCUUUUCCUGCCAUUGAUCAAAAGCUGGUCAUUUUAAAUCUUGUUUUGCUAACAGAUGCUUUUUGAUUUCCUUUUUCUGCAUGGAAACACCAUGAGCACAUAACCAUCAAGGGACAACAUAGUAGCUUUUAUAGUAUAAAAGCUAAUUAUAAUCAGGAGAACUGCGAAAGGCUUGUGCUUAGUUACUUAUUCAUGUUGUUCACAGAUGCUCUACAUUCUAGAAAACUUUCAAAAAAGGCAAAAGUAAAUACUGUAACAAAAAUAUAAGUUAACAUAAAGGUGCCUUUCUUCAAUUACAGUUUUAUUUUGGAGCAUUUUACAUCACAGACUAGUGACUUACAAAAAAAAGUUGCUCAUUACUAAUUGUAUAAAGUUGGAAAAUAAAGACCCUCCUAAAUCUAUUGCCACACUUUCACCACCACACAUUAAACCCAAUCCUGCUAAUUUUUAAUUCAGUGAAUAGUCCACAUGACUAACCCAGUGAGACUAGUCAUGUGAAUUGCAGUUUGUAAGAUCUGGCCAUAUCUUUGCAUAAGCCCUGAAAUUCCAAACAACUUCAUCAGAAGCAGGAUUGGGAAUUCUAUUUAUCAAUUCAGUCACAUCUAGAAAAAGAAAAAGCAAGUUUCUUAAGAUAACAAUGUCCUGUAUAGAUUUUGUCAAAGGUCUGUAAAAUGUGUAUUAUAA
Taeniopygia guttata (zebra finch) is the source of this 3760-nucleotide messenger RNA. RefSeq names its product IQ motif containing K (gene IQCK). Lineage: Eukaryota; Metazoa; Chordata; Aves; Passeriformes; Estrildidae. The record is from RefSeq and is a predicted model, not a curated record. Gene Ontology annotation, molecular function: protein binding.